GAACGUUUUCUAUUCUCCAGUCGGGCAACCAAUCCAAUUCAACAAAAAAAUAAUUCUUGUGAAAGCGUAGCGGACUCGGGAACUAUUGCGUCUUAGAAAUUUGAUUUCUUUGUAAAAUCAAGAUUGAAUUUACAAAACAUGUGCAUGAACUCUUGAUUUUCAGAUUUUAAUUGAUAACCAAACUGGGUAAGAUGGUGUCAACGAGGCAGAUGAGUAGCGUCGGCGGCGGCGCUGCCGGCUGCGGCGAGGGAGCUGGCCCUACGCACGCGGAGCCCGCGGCCGUGUCUCGCGUGACUCGGCACUCCAGCGCCCAGCUCCCGGGGGGGUCGUCGCCGCACUCCUCGGCGCCGCCCGCGCGCUGCACGGCGCUGGUGCCGGCGCCCAAGUCCUACUCGACGAGCAUGCUAGACUUGCCCAUAGAAAUACAAGAGAAGAUAUUUCGUAUGGUGGGCUUUAAAUAUGUGUCCCAACUCAGGAUGGUGAACCGCCACUUUAACACAGUGUGUAGUAAUAUAUUAAACUCCACGUUCCAACGGCUGCAGAACCAGAUGUUGCACAGAUUUCAGUCCAUCAAGGCCAAGAUGCCUCGUCGAGAGUCGGCACGGAGGAGCCAUCCCUUGGCUUGCGAGUCGGACAUUAUUGAGACUUUGCACAUGCGACUCAGCCUUCUGCAGAUGACUUUUGGCAAACAUAUAGAGAGGAAACACUGCUGUUUCUUCCCUGGAGAGAUAUUGGAUGAAGUAUACAGUAUUCUAUCAUACUUGAAAACAACAACAAAGCUAGCGAGGCCAUACAAAGUGACGGAUGAGCUCUUCGAUCUGACCACCAUGGCGAUGGAGUACUUUAAGGAACACAUUGAACCUAACUUGCCAGAAAUCACGUAUUUUGGUACUGAUUUCUUCGACAUCACAACCGCGUUUUCACCCGGCGAGAGCAGUAAAUCAUACAUGUGCCUUGACUCGCCGCCGCCCAGCGGCUUCGAAUCCGGCAGCGCGGCCGCCAGCGCAGUCUCAGACCGUCGCGUUUCCAUCUCCAACCUGUUUAUGGAGGAGUCACUGCCGCCGUCUCCGCCGCCGCCGCAGAGCAAUAUGGUGCUACGGAAACGGAUACACCGCAUCAAGCAGGGAAUGAAGAAGUACAACGACCAACUAUCCGCCUUACGCAGCGACCUACGCAGCUGCAAACGCAAGACUGCUCUCCAACAGAAGCAAAUCGCAGAGCAACAGAAACAGAUCGCUGAACAACAGAAGCAAACGUUAGACUACGCCAACCGUCUGGACGACUACGACAAAAAGAAUGAAGAGACCAGUCGCAAGUUCCAGACGCUGUUGCAGGAGCUGAACAAGUGCAAGACGGAGCUGCAGUACUGGCGCUCGCGCUCGCCCGCCGUGCCGCCGCUGUGCGCCGAGUGCGGCGCCGCGCUGCACCUCAUGCAGCCCGCUAACAUGUGGGCGGCCGGAAGCAGUAUAGAACCCGAGUUGGAAGUCGCGAGCGGCAGCGGCACCGCGCCCACGCCCGCGCCGGCGCCGGCACCAGAGCCCGUCGUCAUCGAACCCGCGGCCAAGCCCGCCGAGCCGGCCUUGCCCGAGGGCCCCGGCGCCGGCGCCGGCGCCGGCAAGGAGCCGCGGCCGGACAAGCUGCGCGCGCGCGCGUGCGGCGACUCCUCGGGCGACGAGCACUCGCCGGCCGGCUCGCGGCGCCGCGCCUCGGCCGACGCGCACACGCCCGAGCGCAAGAAGCGCCGCCUCACGCGCCCGCGCAAGCUCUGAGCCCGCCGCUCACCGCACCCGCACCCGCCCUGCUGAACCGCCAUCCCGUAAAGGUAGGGAAAACCCGCCCGCUCUUAACGCGAUCGAGAACCGAUGCUCUAGCGGCUUCGCCGGUUCCGACGGUUGCCGUAGUGGGCGUAUCGAUUUUCUGUCGUCGCGGUGCGAUUUAGAAGUGAUCGAUUUGUGACAUCGAUCGUGAGCCCGUAUCGGAACGGUCUCGCCGGCGAUCGACGUGCCGUAUCGAUUUUAUAGAGAUACACUGUGAGGUACUCGAUAGGAUGGCCCCGAGAUCCAAAUAAUGAGCUUAGGUGAUUGAUACUUCCGUUUGGCGGAAUAUUGAUCCGGAUCUGUGGAAAUCGCGAUUAUCGACAUUAUACUGGAUCGCGCGAUCGUUCAGUCGUCGUGACUAAAAACAUCGUUGGAAAUAAACUUGUACAUAUGAAUGUUUGUGCUCCAGAGUCGAAUAAUGUUUUAAGUUUAAGUUCAAUACUGGGCCGAAAUCUUGCUCGACUCCAGAUUAAAGCUAUUUUCUCUUCGCUAUCUAUGUCACUUUAGCUCGACGAAAUUUAACUCUUUGUAUAAAUUUCUACUACCCUGCCGUAGUAAUUAGCCACUUGAAACAUCUAAAACCAAAAACAUCUUCUACAUUCAUUGUAAAACAUCUUUUAUGUAAAUUUUGUCUUUAAACAUAACAUACAUUUCUAGAAUUUUAAAAUUAAUAGAAUAGACUACUAAUUUCUUGUGACUACAUUUUUGCAGGGAUUGAAAUCUCAAAGCUGAUUGUAUCAUAAAACACUAGCAUAUGAAAUUGAAGAUCAACUUAAUAUAUGUUAACGUGAGCUUGUAUUUUGUUAUACAGUAAGCUGUUGGUAAGAAGUUUGUUGAUCCUCUAAACGCGAUACUUUGAAUGUAUCUUACAUAUUCGUAUGUAAACUUGCAUAUAAUAUUGACGUUAUUUAUGUUACAAAUAGCAUUAUUACUUUUUAUGCAUUGCAGCAGCACUAUGGCCUAAAGUAAAAAUAAAUCAAUGUUGAUACAAAUGUUAAGUUUGAAAAUUAUAAUUUCACCGGCCUAUUUUCUUCUUACUUGCAUAAAUAAGGUUUCAGAGCGGGCCCUCUACAAAUUUGUAAUAGUCUGUUAAACGUUGUAUCAAAACUUUUUAUUUCUCUCAACGCAUUAGUCUUUCGGAAAGAGAAGAACCGUAGAAUCGAUUGGUUCCCAAGACUCUUUAUUUUUCUGCCAAAACUAUAUAUGUAUCUCUAAAAAUAAUAUCAUCAAACAACUUACCUUUUAUUUUUAUGUUUUAGUUAAGAUUCUUUUCUCAGGUCAUACACAGAAUAUUUUUUUCUCCAUUCUCAAAAGUUAUGAAAACUAUUUCCUAGUUUCUACCUUGUUUAGCUUAAACCAAGUCAGGUUUUUCCUCAGAUAUCUUAUCAAGUAUUUCUUUCAUCAAUUAUUCAACUUUUGGGAACAAAAGAAACAAAUAUAAACCUAAUGCUGAUGUAUGACUUACACCUUAAAACUUUUGUAGAUAUGUAUGC
This is a messenger RNA of Leguminivora glycinivorella, 3310 nucleotides long. RefSeq names its product F-box only protein 28 (gene dmpd). The record is from RefSeq and is a predicted model, not a curated record. Lineage: Eukaryota; Metazoa; Arthropoda; Insecta; Lepidoptera; Tortricidae. Bases 192 to 1769 code for a protein of 525 amino acids. Gene Ontology annotation, cellular component: nucleus. The transcript is spliced from 8 exons. Gene Ontology annotation, biological process: positive regulation of DNA-templated transcription. Gene Ontology annotation, molecular function: protein binding; transcription coactivator activity.